This is a messenger RNA of Ipomoea nil (Japanese morning glory), 1140 nucleotides long. RefSeq lists its product as uncharacterized. The transcript is spliced from 5 exons. Lineage: Eukaryota; Viridiplantae; Streptophyta; Magnoliopsida; Solanales; Convolvulaceae. Bases 1 to 1140 code for a protein of 379 amino acids. The record is from RefSeq and is a predicted model, not a curated record. Gene Ontology annotation, biological process: DNA repair; telomere maintenance. Gene Ontology annotation, molecular function: DNA helicase activity.
AUGACAUUUAGAGAUGCAUGUUAUUCACGGGGUUUGUUAGAUGAUGAGAAAGAAUACAUUGAUGCAAUUGAAGAGGCAAGUCAUUGGUCAUCAGCUCAUUCGAUGCGGAAACUUUUUGUGACAUUGUUGAUAACCAAACCAUUGAAUAGACCAGAGAGCGUUUGGAAUGAAGCAUGUCACCAUCUAGCGGAAGAUGCACAAUUCAACCAACGUAAGUUACUUCAAAAACCAGAUCUUAUCUUAAAUGACGAUGAAAAUAAGAACAUUGUUUUGAUUGAGAUGGAAAAGUUACUAUAUGAUUGUGCAACCCUUGCUGAAAAGAUUGUUCAAUUGACAAGCAGGUUAACUGAUGAACAGAAGAGAUCAUUAUCUACAACAUUGCAAUCUAAAGGUGAAAUAGUUCUUAAUGUUGCUUCAAGCGGUAUAGCCUCAUUACUCCUACCGGGUGGAAGGACUGCACACUCUCGAUUUGCAAUACCUAUUGCUAUUACCAAGGAUUCCACUUGCAACAUCAAGCCCAUUAGUGAGUUGGUUGAAUUGAUUCUUAAGGCAAGAUUAAUAAUUUGGGAUGAUGCACCAAUGAUGCACAAGCAUUGCUUUGAAGCGUUAGACAUAAUGAUGAGAGACUUAUUACAGUUUGUUAACCCAAGGAGUGCAAAUCAAACGUUCAGCUGGAAAACAGUCGUGUUAGGUUGUGAUUUCCGGCAAAUAUUGCAUGUAGUCCCAAAAGGCACAAGACAAGAAAUAGUUGUUGCCACCAUAAAUGCAUCGUACUUAUGGGACAAUUGCAAGGUGUUAAGGUUAACUAAGAAUCUUCGGUUGAAAAGUAUGAGUGCCGACAUUGAAUUGCAACGGCUUGAGAACUUUGCGCAAUGGAUUGCAGGAAUUGGUGAUGGGACUAUUGGAGUGGAGAACACAUUCCCGAUGUUUUCAACUAACAGUGGUGAUAAUAGCUUUCUAGAAAAUCGCGCGAUUCUAGCAUCAACUCUAGAUGUGGUCAAUGCUAUUAACCAAUAUAUGAGUGAUAUGCAUGUUGCCGAGAGCAAGAAUUACUUGGGUUGCGAAAUUGUUUAUAGUUCUGAGUCGAAUGAUGGCAUUCUGGUAGACGUUCACACACCUGAAUUUCUGAAUGGCAUAUGA